CUUCACACACGCACAGAAACGCGCAUUAUCGUUCAUCUCCGUCUGAUCCCCCGACCGCCGCCGCCUCCUCCGCCGCGUUACUCGUUUCGUGUGUGUGUGUGUGUUUUUUUUUUUAUUUAUUUUUUUUCGAAUUUUUUUCCAUUAUUAUUAUUAUUAUAGGUACUACUACUACUACUACUACUACUACUACUACUACUACAACACUACAGUGUACCGGCCGUAGGUACCUAUAGAAUAAUAAUAAUAAUAAUAAUAAAAGAAGAAGUAUUAACAAUAAUAAUAAUAAUAUAAUAAGUAAUCGUAUUAUUUUUAUGUUUAUGUUUACGUUGGUUUUUUUUUUUUUUUCUCGUCGCAAUUUUAACACUAAAUUCAUUAUUUAUUUCGUACGCGUACUUAUCGCCGCGCCAGCCCGCCGCAGAAUCGUCGGACCCGCUUUUCGGCAGCAAACCGUCUCGUACUUCGCAGCCGCCGCCGCCGCCGCCGACGUAUUAUUAUCACCACCGCCGUCGUCGGAUAAGUGCUGCUCGUCGUUAAACUCACGUCGGGACGGCCAUUAUUGUGACCGACGAGUACAGUGCGCCCUUUUUUUUUUUUUCUUUACUACUCUCCGUCACCGUGUCUCCGUGUCCGUAUCUACGUGCGCGCGUGCGUCGUCACAAUAAUAAUAUAUAAAUAAUAAUAACACUACGUACGGAUAGAUAAGUAGAUAUAUACAUAUACCUAUAUAUAUAUAUAUAUGUAUAUAAUAUAAAUAUAUACAAUAUAUACGGAGAGAGAAAGAGAUACGUGUGCGCGUAUGUAUGUUGUACAUAUGUACAUAAUAUUAUAUACGUUUUAUACUACCCGUUCGAAACUCAAACGGAAAAUAUAAUCUCAUAGCCGGCCGAUGGCGUAGGCAGCAGCGAGUGUCUGUCAAUCAGCGUAGCCGAUCUCCACAGUUCUGGCAAGACACAUUUAGAGGAAUUGUCACGAUUUCCGUGAGUACCAAAAAAAAAAUAAAAUAAAAUCAACCACCUAUCGUAAAUACAUACGUUUAACUGUCUAGGUGGUUGCCCUACGGUAGGUGCUGUAGGUAUAUUUCGAGUUUUUUACCGUUAGACGUCGAUUUUUUUCUGAGCUCGGCCGAUUGUGUACACUCGAGUAUUGAUAAUUCAAUAUUGUAGCAUCUCUUUAGCGUUUUUCUUUCUCGUCUUUUGGCAGAUUUGUACUACCUACAGUCACGCCGUGAUGCAUUCGAUACGCUGAGUUCAACCUAUUAGCAAUGAGCCAAAACAUGGGUGGCAUGGCCCCUUAUGUCACGUAAGUGUUCCUUUUUUAUAUUCUGAGGGCAUUUUGUGCUUUGGGUAGGUGCGUUCCUAUAAAUGUUGUUUAUUUUUUGGUAUAGGUUACCGAGAGGCCGUAAUCAAAUGCCAUAUUACAACCAGUGUCAAGACAUGCCGCCGCACAUGCAAAGAGGCCACUGUUAUCCGGAUGAUUUCAACAAAAUGGGUGGACCGUGCUCGUACGUAUAAUAUAUUAUUAAACACUCAAAUUUGUAUUGAUUAGAAUGUAUACUAUGACAGUUUCAAGAUUACGUAUUAUCAAAAUAUCUAAUAAUAAUUUAAAAUAUAUAAAGAUAAACUUUUAAAAGAUCAGUUUAAUAUUAUAAAUUCAGUUCAUUAGUAUUAUUGUAAAAACUAAGAAAACUAAAAUGACUAAACAAUUUUCAAAUCAAAUUAUUCAAGACCAGUUCAACUUUCAGUUAUGCUGCCUAUCUAUUAUUUAUUAAAAUUAUCAGGUACCUUUAAGAAUGUUUUAUUUUUUUAUAUGAAUACCUAUUUAAUAUUAAUUAAUCCAAUUUUUCGGUGUAUUCUAGUCUCUAGAACUUUCCCGUCUCACGACCAAUUCUCCAACUAUUCAUUGUCAAAAUUCUUUAGUUAAAUCCACCUAAAGUUUCCACUUAUUUUGUAACCACAUCAUCUAAUGUCAUUCUUGGUCUUUUACCUACAUAGUUCUUUUCCAGCACUCCUUGUAGUAACAGGUUUUGACUUCUAAAACUUAUAUAAUACUAACAUAUUUAAUUUCAAGUAAUUAUGUAAGCUUACUAUGUUUUAGCAAAUGUUAAUUAUUAUUUUUCAAUGAAUAAAAUCGUUUUUUGAGCUUAAAAAUUUUUAAAGAUAGAAAUUUGAAUAUAAAAUUAAAUUUAUUAUAGUUAAACCGGUGAAAAUACUGUGAUUUGAAAGUAAAAUAAAGUAAAGUUUUUAUAGAUAAUGAGCAAGAUUUUAAAAUUACCAUAAAGUCUGAAUGUUGUAAAUAUAUAAUUUAUGUUAUUAAUUUCAGUAAAUAAUAAAUAUAUUUUCCAUAACUUUAUAAUAAAUAAAACCCAUCAUUGAAGUAUUAAAUGUAUUAUUCAUUAAUUCACAAAUAAUGUUGAUUAGAACUUGUUUUGCAACUUUAAAUAAAACAAUCAAUUUUAUUUUUAAUGGAGAAUUAUUAUCUUUAACUAGUUUUAUGACUUAAUGUUUAUUAUUAUAACCUAUUAGUUAAGAGCGGACAUAUUUUUCAUAUGGUACUGAACAAUUAUACUUAAAAAGCUAGUACCUUGUGAUUUCAAGUGUUAAAUUUUUAUUUAAUAUGAUUCAAUCGUAUACCUAUAUAGGUAGUUAAUUUAAUUUUGUUUUUAGAGUUUAUUCAUGAUACUCAAGUCUCAUAAUUAUCUUUGAUUUUUAAUUUUUGCAGUAUGUUACCCAUGGGCAAUGAGUUCAAAUCUCCAAUGAUGACUCCGGAUCCACCACCACCACCUCCAGCUAAAAAGAAGCGGCGGACUUCUAAUGCAGCCACUGUAACCAAUCACCCACCCCAACCACCACCACCAUCACCGCAAGAUUUACUUCCACCUCCUUUAACAGGUAAAUUGUGAAUUAUUUAUUAUGUAGUGCUUAUUUAAAAUAUAGCAAGAGUUAAAAAUAUUAUUUUUAGUGAUGGGCAUUUACCCGGUAAAUAUUUUUUUUGGAUAAUUAGGGUGAACUUAUUUUUUAAUACAAAAACUCAAUUCAUGGUUACUGCAAUACUCCAUUAUGAUUAAUACUCCAUUUCCUGAAUUUUCCACGGUUUUCCAGAUUGGAUUAUCAGAGUAAAUAAAUUAUAUUUAUUAAGUUUUUAUUAAGAUCAUUAAUUUGGAUUCAAUACCCUUUUUAAGAAAAAAUAAAGUAUCAUAAAAAAAAACGAUAACUAAAAAUUUUAAUACAAAAUGUGUAUUUAAUAUGUUAUUUAAUAUUUAUAUUACCUUUAAAACUUUUAUUAUCAGUCUUCCCUUGUUUUUUAUUAGAAAGUUUUAUCUAAAUGAGAUUAAAGAAAAAGUAUGUACCCAAAUUUUAAAUACCUGAAAUAUUUACCAAUACACGGCACAUCACUAAUUAUUCUCCAUAGAAUUAGGAACUAAAUUAUGUUGGGUUUUGUCUGAUAACCUAAAAAUGUACUAACUACUUGUACUUGUAUUACUUAAAAAGAUAGACCGAUUUUUUUUGUUAUGGAUGUAAAAAAUUGAAGAAAAUUAUGACACGGAGUCUAGACUUGGAACUAAUAGGAGAAUUAUGUAAGGAGUAGAGGAUUAGUAACUAAAGACAUAUGUACUUAUAUAAAAUGACACUUAUUAGAAUAAUAUAUUCUUAUUUAGACCUUUGCCUUAGUUUCUUAAAUCAAAAUAAAUUAACCAAAAAGAUAUAAUAGGUAUUUUAUGUACAGUUGCACACCAAUAUUUGUUUUACUUACUUUUCACGAUCCAUAUUGUAACACGUUCAGUAUUUUGCUUUUUCUUAUUUUGGUGUCUAUCUGCUUAUUUUAUCAUUCAUUUCAUUUACUUAAUAAAAUUAAUUCAUUAUCAACAUUUUGUUAAUGUGAUAUAUUAUAAUAUUAUAAACCCAAUCGAACUCUACUAGUUCACAGUUGUAAAUAACUUUAAACUUUUAUAGACAUAAUUUAUUUAAAUUAAUGUGUACAUCUAGUGUAAAUUUUUAUUUAUUCUUAUAGAUUAUACCUAUUAUAUUCAAUUAAAUAAUUAUUGUUUUAAAUAUUUAUCAAUUAUGCUAAUAUACUUAACAAUGUCUUCUAUAAAAUAUUUUUAUUUUAGAAAAAGAGCAAUUAUAUUAUUCAACUGUGUAUUGAAAGACGACUGAUAUUUAAGGCAAACUGAUGUAAAUCUAAUACGAAAACUUAAAAUGCUGAAUUAUGGUUAUGAACUUCUUAUAUUUUCUUAAAAAUAUCAGUUAAACUAAAAGUUCCCAAACAUUUUCAAUAAAAUCCAUUUUGGAAAAUGAUAACAUUUUAACAACUUUCCCACUAAUAAUCAGUUUUUUUUUACAAAUUAAGAAUUUUUAUUAAUAAUAUUUAAUUUUUAGAUAUUCAUAUCGACAAUUUUCUACACACUGUAUUAAUUCUGUUCACUAUUUACGCAUAAUUGCCACAGACUGUGAUACACAAUUAAUUAUCAAAUGAUAUCAAGUGAACACGAAGAAAAAGUAUAUCGAAAAAUGUUUAAUUGUACUCAAAAUAUAUAUUUAUUUUCUAAAAAGUUUAUUAUUUUAUAUAGUCCAAUUAUUAAUUUAAUAUUAUAUAAAAAAAAAUUCAAACAUUUGGGUCGUGACCCAGAGUUCACGAAAUUCGAGUUAUACAUGAUAAGCUAUUUUGGUAUUCUAAAUUGCUUUCUAAAGUAAUCGAUUAAUUUAAAAAUGAAGCCAGUAUACCUAUUUAUUAUACAUUUUAUAACGAUAUAAUGAAAUUAAAGCAAUAAAUUAUAUUUUUAAAAAUAUGUAGCCUGUGAUUUUAUCCAAAAGCAUGAUUUACAUCAGUUAUUUGUUUACACGUCUGCCUUAGAGAGUCUUUCGAUUUUAAUCUUUUUUUUUUAAUGAAGACAUCUUAUUCAAUUGGUGCAUUUUAUUUGGAUUUUGAAAAUAAUAUUUCCAAGCUACAUUAUAAUACAAAUUUGAAUGAAGGAUGAUAUAUGAUAAAUUUUAAUAUAUUUUAACUAGGGGUUUUGCCUUUGCCCAACUUGCUUCACUCAUAAAUCCCCAUAACUAAUGGUUACACUAUUAGUAUAAAAUACAAGGAUGAUAUAAAGAUCAAAACUUCUUAAGGUCGUUUUUACAAUUUCUUUACAUUUUAAAUAACUGUUCAUUAAGCUACAGUUUUAUGUAGCAAUGACUUUGACAUCUCAUGUUUAAUAUAAAUUACAAUGUCCUGUUAGCACUAACCAUCAGUUAAUUUAUAAAAAAAAAAUAUGAUAACAGUUUGUUAUUUUAUUUUAACUAAUAAUAAAAUAAAUUCAAGAUUUUCAAGGAACAAACUGAUACGUAUAGAUAUAAAUUAGUAUUUAAAAGCUGUAGAUAUUAUCAAUUUGUACAGAAAUUAGACUGUUGUGUAUACUGAAAUUUUUUCGGUAUGCACUUAUCUUUUCAUAAAGCUAAAAUACUUUUUUUCAAUCAAGAGAAACCAAUUUUUAAUACUAGACAUUAAAAAAAAAAAAAAAAAAAAAACCGUUUAUAUCGCUUCACUAAUAAAAUAAUCGGUUCUUAUCAGUAGCUGCCUACUUGGAACAAACAACAGUUGUUAAAUAUACUUAAUCAAUAUUGCUAGUCUAAUACUAUAGCUGCGACUGGCGACUACUAUCAACUUGAGGAAAUAUUGAAAUAUAUUAUAUUUUAUUAUUAUGGCCACAUUAAAUCAUUAAAACCUGGGUAUAUACAUUUUAAAACAGUUGGCCAUUUCUAUACAGGGUGAUCAAUCUAUUGUAAACACUCGUUAUCUUGGAAAGUAUUUGCUUUUUCUGGAUUUUGUUUUCUAGAAUAUUUAAAAAAAACAAGCUCCUCUACAAUUUUAUAUUUAUGUUAUUUCUGGGUGGUAAAACCACACCUAUUUUUGAUUUUAAAAUGACAACCUAUAUUAAAAAUACCAUAAAUAGACAAAGUAUUAGUUAAAAUAAAUUGUUGUGUUGUAAUUUUUGAUUUCCGUCAAUCCGUUGAUAAGUUAUUCUACUUUUAAAUUUGGGUUGGAGGAGAGUAGUGGGGUAUCAUUUGUGUGGCAGUACAUCGUGCAGCAUGUUAAUAAUGCACCACCACUUUCCCACAACCCAAAUUUAAAAGUGGAAUAUCUCGUCAACGGAUUUAUUUUUAAUAUGGUUUAUCAUUUGAAAAUCAAAACUAGGUAGUGGUUUUACCCCUCAUAAAUAAGUGUGACAAAAAAUAAAACAAAUAUACAAUUAUAGAGCAGCUUGUUUCUUAGAUAUUCUGGAUGCUAAAUUUUGGAAAAAGUUAAUACUUUCCGAAAUAAUGAGUGUCUUAUGAUAGAUAGAUAUAUUGUUUUUAUCACUAAUAAUUUAAUCUUAUCGUUUUUAAUUUCGUACCGUUAUUUUUUUUUUUUUUGGUUGUUUCUGUUAUGGUAACACUGAUAACAUAGAUUAGGUUAAGGAGUUAUCAUUGUACGACGACACUCUGACUUUCGUCCACAAUGACACUCGUGAGACGUGCAGUCGUGUUCUAGCUUCUAGCUCUCAUGAUUUGUAUUUAUUAUAAUAUAUGAGAAAAAAAAGAACAUAAAAAAUGUUGCUGAUAUUCAACAGAUCAGGUGGUUUGUGCCUGGAGGAAAUGUGGUUGAAAAUUAUAAAUAAACAAAAGAUACAGAUCUAUUCAAAGGCAACAGAAACAGAUAAAAAAGAAAACGAAAUACAGGUUGCUCGUUUAUUAAAUGUUGGGUUGCGAUGAUCUAAAAUUGUAUAAUACAAUUAAAAAAGAAGUGAAAACUGCGGACACUACAUUGAAAUCUCUGGAUGAAUAUUACAGACCUAAAGUUAAAGAAAUUAUGAUACACAUCAAGUUCUUCAGUCGUAAACAAAAAGAAUGUGAACAUUUUGAUGUUUGGUAUAUGGAUUUAAAAAAAAUUAUAAAAGGAUGUAAUUUUGGUGAGGUGGGGAACAAAAUUUUAAAAACACAAAUAAUAUUGGGAAUAUAUGACAAGGAAAUACAGACAAGGCUAUUAAGAGAUGAUGUUUCUUUGAUAAAUACAAUAGCAAAUGGAGAAGAUAAAACAGUACAUGAAAUUAAUAAUGGAAAUCAAAUCAGAAGGAGCAGAAUCGUGGAUACAAAUGGAACUAGAGUAAAGUGGCACAGAAUCAGUCAAAAAGAGACAAUAAGAAGGAUCAUGCAGUUGGUAAAUCCACCAUAGAGUCAAGUAAUCUAGAGAAUAAUAAUAAUUGUUUUAAUUGUGGUUCAAGACUUGGUAUAGAAAUUUUCUUAAAUUCAAUAAACUCUGUAGAAAUUGUAAUGGGUAUAUGAUUUUGCUAAAAUGUGUGUAUAUAAAAAAGUAUAAAAAAUAUUUUAAAAUAAUUUAAUUAAGAAAACCGCAGAAAUUAAAUUGGAUACUAAAAAGGAAAUGUAUUUUCGGUUGAAUCAGUUGUGAAAAUAAAAUCAAUAAAAUAUAAGUGGUGUAAUAGGUUUAAUAAACAGAAAAGUGGUUAACUUUAAAGUGGAUAGGAGAACUGAGUUGAAUAUAUUAUCAUAAAAUAAUUGUAAUAGACUAUGAUUACAAAAAAUAAUAAAAGGGAUGAAUAUAUUAAUAGAGAAUUAUGGAGGAUUUAAAAUGAAACCGGUUGGAAGGCUAGAAGUGUUUUUUUCUCUAUUUGAUAAUUCUGUUGAAGUUAAAUUUAUAAUAGUAGGUAAAUCAUAUAAUACUAAGUCGAUACUGGGUUUACAAACACUUAUGACAUUGGAGAUGUUAAAAAAUGUUCAUAUUAUAUCAAAUGAUAAUGUAGAAUUUAAAAGAGAUAAAUAUAUUGAGAAUCAUUUGAUGUAUUCAAUGGUAUUAGUUGUUUCCCUAAUAUUUGUAGUUAAAAAUUGAAAGACUGAGCAAUACCAAAGGACUUGUAUGAAAAUGAGAUUCAUCUCAUUUUCAUAUACUUUCAAGUAUUUAAACAAGUUAAGUCAUAAGUAUACUCUAUUCCAAAUAAGAUUGAAUCGCUCGUCCGACCAAAUUUGGUCUUGUUCGCACAUCCCCACCAUAAAACAAGCAUCAUACAUCGCUAACGACCUGCGCUAACUGUCUGCCAAUCACAGAACGUAUAGCUAUCGCCUGGGAGUCAGACAAUGUUCGGUGGCUCGAUCUGCAUGCGCAAAAGCAGUUCAAUCUUAUUCGGAAAAAACUAUAGAUUAGUUGUUUUGUUAUUUUAAAUUGAUUUUGUAAAUAAUUGUAAGAAUUAGUUAAGUCAUAUUUAGUUGAGUUUGUUCUAUUUCAAAAAAAAAUUAAUGUAAAAUAAUUUGUAUACAAUUUUGUAAUUUGUACUUUUACUAUUUAAAAUAAUUAUUAUAAUUAGUGUAAUUAUAUUAUUAGGAAGGGAAUGUUAUGAUAACACUGAUAACAUAGAUUAGAUUAAGGAGUUAUCUUUGUACGGCGACACUCUUGAAGUCGUGAUCUUGCUCUCUUCAUGAUUUGUAUAUUAUAAUAUAUUAAGGUCUACUCCUACUGCUGUUUUUUAAAAAAAAGUAUUACUCACAGUUAACACCUGAGCGUUAAUUAUUUUAAUAAUACCAAGUGUGCACAUUAUGACAGUUUCUUUUAAAUGUAUUAAUGGAAAUACAUUAAAAGUUAAUGUAAGACUUGCAUUAUAAGUACUAACUACUAAAUUUAAUACACAAUUUACACUUAAGUACGACAGUAUGUUAUAAAAUAAUUUGUUGUAGACAAGUAUGUACUCUACCAAGUUGAUAUAUCAUACAAUUUUGUACAGUUUGUUUUAUCACAAUAUGUUCCACAACUAUUAUUUAAGAUACUUUUGUAUAUAUCUGUAUUAAGAGAUAUUUAAUUAUUGUUUUUAGUAAACUCAUAAAAUAGAUCAAAUAUUGUAUUAAAAUGUCAAUAUUUGUUUAUUAAAUACCCAAUAAUUAAACAAAUCAGUUUUCUUUUUAGAUACAUAUCUAAUGAAAAAUCGAUAUAUAACGAUUCAAACUCCUUGAAAAUCUUGAUUUACUUUACACCGAACUCCAUGUCAUCUAUCUCAUAAGUUCUAUGUUGAUAUUGCUAAAUAAGUUGGCAUGAACAAAAAUCUACUGCUAAAUAUGAUCCAGCUAGUCGAGGGUUGAACGGGGCACUGCAACAACUUAACCCUUAGGGAUGGCUAUUUUUAUAAAUCUGCCUUUAUGGAAUAAAUGGUAAAUAAUAUUUUGGUACUUUUUCCAUUUUACUGAAAUUUUAAAGUCAUUAUUUAAAAUUUAUUUGUUAUAGUGAAAAAGUAUGAACAAAAAUAUACUUGUAUAUGUUAAGUAACUUAAUAAAUAAUAUGUAAUAUGGAUUAGAGUUUUAUUAACCUAGUUAAAUAAUGACUUAUAUUCAAUAAUUAUUCAUUAAAUGUUGGUUUCAUAUUUUGGCAAAUAAUUAAUUAAAAUUGAUCUUAUUGCAUAGAUUUUUUGUUUAGUCAUAUGAAUGCUAAUCUACUAAAUUUAGAUAAUAAUUUGUAUAAUAAUUUUUAUAUAUUUUAUAGGUUAUGGUGAUACUAUAGUUGCUUCAAACCCUUUUGACGAUACCCCUCCACCACAAGUGUUGAACAGUCAAAUGAACAGACAAAUGAUGAAUUCUCGUCCUAUGAUGUCUGGUAGCCCUUGCCAUCAAAUGGGCGGUUCACCUAUGAAUUGCGGUCCACCAAUGGGUAGUCCGAUGGGCGGCCCAUGUGGUAGUAGUCCACACAGAAAUCCAAUGGUCUGUGGUCCACCUAUGAUGAGUUGUGGGGCGCCUGGCAACAGUCCCCAUGCUCUGUCAAUGAAUCGAAGUCCAUCUGCUAUGGGAAGUCCUCAUAUGGUGCCAAAUAUGCGUGGCAAUAGUCCUAUGGAAUGUGCUGCCAUGGUAAAGCCAUCGCUGAAUUGUCCUUCGCCCAUGGGCAGUCCCAUACCUCAAAACACCAAUAUGAACAUACACCCACCAAUGUCUAGUCCCAUGACAAUGGGCCCUUCACCACUCAAUGGUCAUCCCAACUCAGGACCUGGCGGCAGCCCCAUGAUGAUGGGUCGAGGGGGUCCUUCACCUUUGACGAAUAGCCCUAUGUCUAUGAAUAUGCCAGUAAAUUCGUCGGAUAUGAACGAAAUGAACCCGCACAUGUCAGUUGACAAUAACGGGUGUCAAGUACGUGGGCCACCUUGUCCGGGUUCUAACAAUAUGCCAUCCGUUUCAAUGGGUUGUAGGCAACCAAUGUCAAACCAGCAGUGCAAUAGUAUGCCGGGCCCCAGUAAUAUGAUGAACUGUCCCAGAGGUAUGCCUUGUCCCCAAAUGAUGAGGGGUCCACCUCAACCUUCUGAACAACACAGACUUAUGCCCCCUAUGAUGCAUCAUCCUCAAAUGCCCAAUAAUCAACAGCCAGGUGGUUAUGGACCUGGACCUACUUCUAAACCAAUGCCCGUAUCUGCUGGAAAGGUAAUUAUCACUUUUAAUAUAAAAUUUAUUAUUAAUAUUUUCGAUACAUUUAAGAUCUUUAUUCUGUUAUUGAUCGUCUAGUUUAUUUUUUUUGGUAUUUCAAUAUAAAUGUAUAUAAUUAAUAAUUAUAUAUAUUUAUGUAGUUAAAUUAAUAAUUUUAAUUUUACAAUUUAUUUAUUAACAUUUACUAAGGUUCAGUUUUCUAACUUUGAGUUUAUUUUUUAAUAACUAUGUGGUGAAUACAUUUAUUUGAUGUAUAAAUUUCCUAACAAAAUAUUAAAUUCUGUCUCUUAUUACUCAAAACUGAAUUUAUUUGCCAAGUACUUAAUUCUGAUAAUAAAAUAAUUAGAAUAUAGUAAUAAUAUGUGUUUGGAAUUGGAAUAAGCCAUAAAGAUUUUUAUUAUUAUCGGUUGAAAUAUGUUGUGGGUGGUUUUGAAAUAAUAUUGAAUCAACAAAUGCCUCUUAUAAUAUAAAAAAUCUCACUUUUAUAUUUCUCUGUUAUUAUUACAAUUAUGUAUUGUCAUAAUAUUAUGUUAUCAUCAUAAUCAUAAAUAGUGAUUAUAUUAUUAUUAUUUAGUCAUUAUUUCCAAAUACUAUUUAUUAUUUAUUAUUAUUUCUUUAAUAAUACAUUAUUAUGACUUCAAACAACAGCAACACAAAAAUUAAAAUAAACAAUCUAACAAAGUGUUUUGAAAGGACAAAGACAAGUUCUGGUUAAAAAUUAAUAAAUAUAAUCCAUUUACAUUAUGCUUUAUAGGUACAUACAUAUUUUAAACAACAUGAUGAUUUUUAUCAAAAAAUACAGAAAUUAUAUUUAUGUUUUAUGAAGAACAUUUGCUAACGAUGCUAAAAGUUGGAAAGAAUAUGAAGGAAUCACAUGAGUAUUAAAAGAAAGUAAAUUAAUCAAAACUAGAGACGGCAUAUAUGAAAAUGAUUGUAUCAGCUCAAGUAAAUUAGAGAGAGAGUUAUAUAAUAUAUUAAACAAAUGUCAGUUGAAGGAUUACCCGACUAAAAAUAUGAUCUCUCCACACAACCAUGUAGUUGAUUCUUACUCUAAUUAUAUAAAUUUGUCUUUGAUAAUCGAAUAACUCAAUAAAACCAUUUUCAUCAGUUUCAAAAUAACUCCAAUACAUUUAUUGUAAUGUGCAGCUGUUGGCACUUAAAUAUUUAAAAAUAAUAAAUAAAGAUCAGUUAAUAGAUGGUGAAUGAUAAAUAAUUAUAUCGUUGAUAAUAGUUAAUAUUUAUCAAGAUUACUUUAUUUGUUAAAUAAACUUUAAUACAGAUGAAAAAAUAAUUUAAAUUAUCCUUAUUUGGAUAUUGAAAAACCAAUUAUUAUCAAAUUAUUCUUAUUUUUUGAAUAACUUGUGCUAUUCAACAAAUCAGUUGAUUGAAAACCCAGGUUUAAUAAAGACUAAAACAAUAUGACCAGCUGAACAACACUUAGGUUGAAUAUUAUGUUUUACGAGAAUGUUUAAACAUUUGAUAUUGGUAAAUUUCAUUAUUAUUAUAUUGUUUCAGAUAUAUCCUCAUGAUCAACCAAUGGUGUUCAACCCACAAAACCCAAAUGCCCCACCAAUAUAUCCAUGUGGGAAUUGUCAUAAAGAAGUACACGACAACGAUCAAGCCGUGUUAUGUGAAUCUGGUUGUAAUUUUUGGUUUCAUAGGUAGGCCAAAACACAAAAAAUAUAUGUUAAUAAUGUGUCUAUAUCAAUUGUUACAAUUUUCAAUUUGUAUAUUAGUAAUAUAUAAAUAAUAAUUUGUUUAGGGUUUGUACGGGCUUGAUGGAGCAUGCGUUCCAGUUACUUACAGCUGAAGUAUAUGCAGAAUGGGUGUGCGACAAAUGUCUUCAAACAAAAAAUAUACCUUUAGUCAAAUAUAAACCCUAACGAAUAUAUUAUUUCGUUAUCUCAACACUGAUGACUAUAGUCUCCACACAUGGCGCAAAACAACUUUGCAGUGCUUCUGAUGGUUACAACAAUGUACUUAAUCUCGACUUUUCGAGUAUUAAUGCAAUUUUUAAAACCUGUAAUUCGUGGAUUAUAUGAAAUCAAAAGUUAUUUUUGAGCUAUUGUCAGUUUUAUAAUUUUGGUUAUAUAUAUAUAUAUAUUUAUUUAUAUAUGACAUGUUCGUAUGUAUACAUAUAUAUAUAAAAAUAUAUAUAUUUUUUAUCGAGCUACGACUGAGGUUUGGAAUGAUUAAUGUGUGGCAUAAAAGAAAUCCUCUCUUGUACUCAUCAGUAUUUCAACUACUUGCAUACAUUGAGCAUUUUGCCAUUUGAUUUUUAUUUGGCAUUUAAAAAAAAAAAAUCUUAAGUUCCUUCAUAUAUACAACAAAAUGGGCCUUUUCCUUUUCAAUAUAUUAAUGCAUCAUAUUUUUGCCACUUUUAUCUUCUUCAUUAUCUUUAUUGUUUUAUUUUUAUUACUUUUUUCCAUAACUGAAUCAUUUUUUUGUAUUUUGCAAAAUACGCUUAAACCAAUGUAAUGAUCUAUUACAUAUAUAUUUGUGUAUAACUGUAACCGUAAAUACUGGUAUUUACAAUCAAUACUGUGUAACGAAAGCAAUUUUUUUUAGAAAAUAAUUUAACAACAAUCAAUAUGUUUGUAUAUAGUUAGUUCAAUUAAAAAACAAAAGAAAUCGACAAAUUUUAGAACUUAAGAAUGUAAGUUCUAAAUGUUUUACAUGUAACUAAAUAAAAUAAAUUGAAAAUUUGUAAAUUGUGUUUUAAUUAUAAUACAUAUUUGUAACCAAUGUUGGUUACAAUUCAAAAUAAUAAAUUAAUGGAAAUUAGAGGUUGAACAAUGAACAUAUCAACUUUUAUUCGACCCGCCGCUAAUUUUAACUUAUUCCAGUGUAAAUAAUAAAAAAGUUAAAAAUUAAUAUUAUUACAUUUUUGAAUCGAUAGUGGCUGUGUGAAAGCUUGUCUAAAGAACCGUACAAAUUAUUUUAUUGACUUUGUUUGAGCCAAUACAAAUCAUGAAAAAUUAUAAAGUUAACUAUGGUAUUUUGUGGCACAAUUAAAAAAAUGUGAUAAACAUAUAUUACAGAUGAUUAAUUAGAUUGAUUGUGUUUUAAUUUAUUUUUAAAAAUAUUUAUAUUCAAAUAGUUAACUUAAUUUGAAUCUUUCUCCUAACAUUAAGUUUUUCAAGUAAUUUAUAUUUCGAUGUUUUCUUCGGAUUAGUUAAGAUUUGAACAAACAAGAAUAAACCGUACGAUUUUAUUGAUUAUUAAGAUCAUUCUUAAAAAAAUUAUACAAUUAAAAAGUAAAUUAUUACAGUAUGAACUUCGGUUUUAUGUGUUUUAUGACAUGAUUUAUUAUGCCUAUUUAUUGUUUGUAUUGUGUAUGUUAUCUUUAUUCCGACUUUGGUAACAAUGAAGUCUGAACAUCUAUCAUGUAGGCAACCUGACUGUUGGGUAGUUUUUCUCUUAAUUUGAGUAAACAAUUAAUUACAUGGUUAAACUUCUGAUCGCAAUAUUACAAGAACCU
Molecule: messenger RNA, 13909 nt
Organism: Cinara cedri
Lineage: Eukaryota; Metazoa; Arthropoda; Insecta; Hemiptera; Aphididae
Source: the annotation of a GenBank genome assembly